AUACAUACAUGUGAAUAUAUAAAAUGCAAAGUAGUUAUGGACAGUAAAUCAUCUUAAUUCUCCUAUCAUUGACAUUUCCUGUCAAAAAGUCUUCCCCUUUCAUCAGUUCUGUUUUCAAAGUAGUGCACAUCAGCGUAUCAAACAAAGACUGAAGGCAUUGUCUUUUUGUUCUGUUAAAAUAACCCACUACAAUCACAGAGCAGAGAAGACUCGUCGACUAAUGCCUCUGGUACGCCAAAAAUGGUAUUUAUCACAUACUGUCCGUGUUAAAUAAGCGCUCUUGACUUUUUCCACAUUGAUGGCCAGGCAGGUCGGUGUCGAGGCCUUCACUGUAUACCUGAAAUUGGACUGACAGAUGUAGACGGCUUUUAUGGUCAUGGAAAAGUACUGAAAGAAUCGUUGUGCUGGUUAUCACCCCUGCCUGGCGAUGAUCCACUGGUGAUAUUGGAAAGUCGGUAUAUGAUCUUCUUCCCAAAGAGCUGCAGCUGCCAUCCUCCAGAGAGCAGAACGCAGCUGCUAUGAGUCAAAAAAGUGGUGGAGAGGCCGGACCACCCCCUCCAACAGCGCUCGCCGCGGAUGCAAUGACCACAGGGAGCCCUCGCAGUCCUUUUCCUACCUCUUCCAGUUCGACCUCACACUCCACGUCCGCCUCGGAUAGCAGCGCGCCAGGAGAUGCAGGCGGCCGAAGGAAAGCCGAAGUUUUGUCUGUGGAAAGCAAGCUCUCCGGCGGUGGCAGGGUUUGUGGAGAAAAAGCAGCCGGAACCGUCCAGCAGCAACACCAGGUGACGCCCUCCAAGCGUCCCGUUCUCAACAUCUCGCCUCCACCUGAAGACUUGUUUGAUGACAGCCAAAUGUCAUGCCAGGAUGAGCUUGUACUUGACUCGGAGCAAAGCAACAGCAUCUGGAUUGAAAACUCUGUCUCUAACUUCAGCAUCGUAAGCUCCAGCUCCUACAACGACAAUACUGAAGUGCCCCGCAAGGCCCGAAAGUGCACCCCACGGCAGAAGCCCGGACCAAAACCAGUCUCCGCUGAAGAGGCCAGCAUGGAUGUCUUUGAUGCAGAUAGUGCCAAAGGGCCACACUUUGUACUCUCGCAGCUUGGCCCAGACAGCAAGGGCUCUACUAAAGCAUGUUCUGAGGGACCACAAGCGUCUUGUUACAAAGGUGUAAUACUGUCUGGUCAGUAUCCUCAAAAAAGUGAAGGAAAGGAACUGAAGAUUCUGGUACAGCCCGAGACUCAACACAGAGCACGUUAUCUGACCGAAGGCAGCCGAGGGUCUGUCAAAGACAGAACACAGCAGGGUUUUCCUACUAUUAAGCUCGAGGGAGUGAAGGAGCCAGUGGUCCUGCUUAUUUUCGUAGGCAACGAUGCUGGACGUGUGAAGCCCCACGGGUUCUACCAGGCCUGUAGGGUGACGGGCCGUAACACAACCGCUUGUAGAGAAGUGGACAUUGAAGGCACCACUGUCAUUGAAGUGCCUCUGAACCCAAGCAGCAAUAUGACUUUAGCUGUGGAUUGUGUGGGGAUCCUGAAGCUCAGGAAUGCUGACGUGGAGGCCCGUAUCGGGGUGGCCGGAUCUAAGAAGAAGAGUACCCGUGCCAGGCUGGUGUUUCGAGUCAACAUCCCGCGCCCCGAUGGCUCUGUGCUCACGUUACAGACCUCGUCUUCUCCCAUACUGUGCACCCAGCCUGCAGGAGUACCUGAGAUUCUCAAGAAGAGUUUGCACAGCUGCUCGGUUAAAGGCGGGAAUGAAGUCUUUAUUAUCGGAAAGAACUUCCUUAAAGGAACCAAAGUUAUAUUUCAGGAAAAUACUUCAGAUGAUAAAUCCUGGAAGGCAGAGGCAGACAUCGACAUGGAUUUUUUCCAUCAGAAUCACCUUAUUGUCAAAGUCCCUCCAUAUCAAAAUCAGACGAUCACAUCACCUGUGUCUGUUGGUGUCUAUGUUAUGACAAACGCUGGACGUUCCCAUGAUGUGCAACCAUUUACAUACACUCCAGAACCAGAUGUUGAUUCAUCAGUGAAGAAGGAAGUCUUGCCUCCGGUGACACCGUGUUGUUUUGAACAAAUGAAAGUAAUAGAUAGUGCCUUGAUGACCCCAGUUUUGCCUCUUGUUAAGCGAGAAGAGGCCACUCCAAUGGAUGUCUCUAGUAAUCCUUCUGCCUUCAAGCAGACCCCCAGUGUCAUCAAUUCAGCACAGCAAGCCUUAGAGAUGAGUACAGAGAUCUCCACCAACAGUUGUACAUUUUCCAGUCCUCUAACCCACCAAACAAGAGAACAGGAGCAAUCACAGAACUCUGUUUUUACCAACAAAGAGCCCUUCAGCACCAUUCAAAAGCAGGACCUUGCCCCCAGCGGCUCUUUCCAUGUGCCUAGUGAAUCUCUUCUCCAGCAAGGUGUUCAGCCAUUCCUUCUGGAACAGAGAGACAGCCUUGGACAGGAGAGGUCCAGCAAUGCUAGCGGAUCAGUGGUGGGGCUCUCACAAAUAGAUGACAACCCACAGCAACAACUGUCGCUACUGCCGCCGGAUGAGGUGGCGCAACUGGAGCAAGCUGUGCGGCAGCUGCAAGCGAAGGGAUUCUGCAACAUUCAACUUCAAGCUGAGAAUUCAUUGUCAAAGCAGCGACAACAUCAUCUUCAGCAGCAGCAAAUUCAACAGCAGCAAAUACAGCAACAACAGCAGCAGCAGCAAAUUCAGCAACAACAGCAGCAGCAAAUUCAGCAACAACAGCAGCAGCAGCAGCAAAUCCAACAGCAACAGCAGCAGCAAAUUCAGUUGCAGCAACAGAUCCAGCAACAAGAGCAGCAAAUUCAGUUGCAGCAGCACAUUCAGCAACAACAGCAGAUCCAACAACAAGAGCAGCAAAUUCAGCUGCAGCAGCAGAUCCAACAACAAGAGCAGCAAAUUCAGUUGCAGCAACAGAUCCAACAACAAGAGCAGCAAAUUCAGCUGCAGCAGCAGAUCCAACAACAAGAGCAACAAAUUCAACUGCAGCAGCAGAUCCAGCAACAAGAGCAGCAAAUUCAGCUGCAGCAGCAGCACCAAGUUCUGGAGAACCUUCAACAUCAGCUCUUUCAGGCCCCUGUUCAAAUGCAUUGUGGUUCAGAACAGCAGGGCUCCUCGCAAGCUAUGGUGCAAAAUGGAAGUUCUCUCUUCCAGCAGACACCACCACCACAACAACAACAGCAGCAGCAAGCAGCUUUGUUCCAACAAGCCAAUGAGCUUUUAUCUAUUCAAAGUGGCUUUCUUCAGCAGCAACCUAAUCAUUCCACACCUUCCCUCUUUCACAACCCUACAACCAUGCCUGAAGCCCAAAGUUCACAGGAGACCCUUUAUCACACACAGAAGACCUCACCCAACCAGGAUCAGGUCCAAGCUUCUCUUUUCCAAACCAAUCUCACGGUUCUUAGUGGGUCAAAUAUGUCCACAGACGUUCAACCCCCUGCGACCAGUAUGUUUCUUGCACAGAAUGCUGUACCGGGUCAACUCGCAGUUAAUGCCAGCCAGCCACAGCAGCUGGCUUUCCUGACUUCAAUGCAGACGUCUUCUCUUGAGGCCCCAUCUGUAUUCCCAACUCCGACCCAACUGUCCCCCAUUCAGCAAAGCACUCCAAUGGAGCAGCAACAGUCACCGGAGCAUGCCCAACCUGGAUCCAUUUACCAGAGCAUCUCCCAGUCACCAAGCAAACUCUCCUCUGGCCAGCAACAGCAGGCCGGUCUACUCCUCAGUUCUCUAACAUCUACAGUGACGCAAGAGCAAGCCUCCAGUCUGUUAUUUGGUGGCCAAGUCCAGAUAGCAUCAAUGAACAACAGCAGCUUAAGUUCUCCAGAACAACAAAACACUUCUCUACCUUUCACCGUCAGGCAACAAGAGCCAUCUGAGCCCAUGACUUUUCAGGAUCAGAGUACUAUGGUGGUCAACCCGUCCUCUAAUAAGUCCAUGUUCCCGGACCAGCAACCCAUGCAGCUUGCAGCAAGUUCUGGGACUGGGCCUUCACAGUCUCUAAACCUCUUCAUGGCCCAGCCUAACAUGCCUGGGGGAGUAGCUCCUCAAGAAGCCCUCUUUGCACCGCAGAGUGAUUUAACUGGAAUUCAGCCCAGCACUUCAUCACCAGUCCAACAGUCAGGUCCCCUCUUUCAGACCACCAUGAGUGGAAACCUCAGCCAGCCCAACCAGAAUCAGCAGCCCAACCUUUUCCUCUUUGAGAUCCAUAAUGAGUGCAGUCAACUGAUGAACUCCCAAGGAACUAGGCUGUCUGAUCAGAUUAUUGCCAUCAAUCAAUCUGCUCAGCAAGAAAACGAGGUCCAGUCUUUACUCGGCCAGUCUAUGUCAGACCCUGGAACUGUCCAGACCCCAAUGACAACGUCUCAGAACAUGGAGAAGAUUGAUGACCUUCUGGUGAGCCUUCAGGAGCAAGGCAAUAACAUCUCACACUCCUAUUAGGGCCUUCAAAGUUUAACUGCCCAGUGUCUCCAUUCCACGUAUGAUUGUAGAUGUUUCUUGCACACACAAUGGAUAUUUGAAUGUCCUCUAUAUUGCUGAAAUAUUGGAUGCUGUAGAUUUUGCCUAGCGCCAUUCAUGUUUCGUCGGGAUUGAAAAGGACACACUAUAUGGGGGGAACAGUUAUGUCUAAAUGGCAUCACUACAAACAAGAACAUGAUUGAUUCACGACAUAUUUCUCAGUGAGGCUUGUCUAACUUUGUGACGUCUAUUUUUAGCUGUGAACUAAACAUAUGAUGAUAUAUAGUAUGCCAGGCAUAUGCAGUCUGCAGUGAGAUUUUUAUUUUUAACAAAUGUGUGCACACUCAGUGUUUUUUUUCUGUGUUGGUACACUUGAGAAUCUAUUUAUAAGCUAUUUUUUAUCUUUAACAGUAGUUCAACUGCGAAAGAAAAGAUAUAAGUGAAUAAAAAUUUGCUUUAGCAUUUUCCUACUAGCACUUUAAAUAAGUUGGUUAGUUACUUCUGCCUCUGCAUUUCAUCAAGCUCAUCUUGUCACGUUUACUGUAUAUCUCCACUGUCUUUAAUCUGUCUAGACUGUAUAUUUUAGACUGGUCCUGUUAAUUUCUCCAGUUAGAAAUACACAUUCCAGGUUAACAAUCAUACAAGGGGUUAUCAGAAUCUUGAUUUGGGUUUACAUAAGCCAUUUCUUGGCAUCUCAUUUAGCUUGCGUGAUGUCUGUAUGAGUGUUCUGUAUACAUAUGUGUGUCACAUUAUUUUAAGAUUAGAUCUUUAAAAGUGUAUCUUAUACUGAAUCUAAAAUAUUAACAUAUGAUGUUAUUUUGUGUCAUUGUGCUAGGUUAUUUUAUGAACCAGCGUCUGGUACGCUGGAACAGGACACAUUGCUUUCUUUGGUGAAUCAGAAGGGAGUGUCCAACCAGUAUUACCAACAAGUUCUCUGAAUAUACUGGCUUACAGUAUAUACAUACACAUAGGUCUACUGUAUAAACUUACAAAGCAACUCUUUAUAUGACACAUCUCUUUACAGAAAUGGUUUUUAAUAAUGUAGUAAGUGUCAUCAUAGCCAGUUGCUGUUAAAUUAUAGGCAGCGAAACGCCUCCAGAUGGCAUCUGAAGACCUCAGAACAUGUUGAGUUUUCACCAACUUUCAAGUCAUUGGCCACUGUUGUGGUUUAAUUGGUUUAAUGUUUGUACAUUUGGUUGUGAAGUGAAUUUGUUUUGAAUGUAAGGAAACACUAUGCGAGUUAUAGUACUGGUUAUUUCAAGCUCACAUACUGUAUGUGGUCUAGGGUCAUGUAUGAUGAGCUGCCAAACUAGUUUGGCAUGUACUGAUGGUAGCAUAAAGAUGAAUAUAUACAUUAUAAGGAGGUUGUAAUGACUAGUUUGAGCCUACAAUGAUUGGUAAUAAAAUGUCAAAUUGUGGACGAUGUUCGUUGCUCAGAACCUACUUUUUAGUAGAGACGUUUUUUGAGAAGUUUUGAUCGAAGGGUGCUCUCAUACAUCUCUGCAUGAGGAAGAACUGUGAACUUUAACAUGAGCUUUCCGUGACUCGUCUUCAUUUCUGUACAAUAAGAUUUUUGUUUCCAUAGCACUCAUUAUUUAUAUGAAUAUUUACGUUUUUCCUCAUACCUCUUUUAAAGAAAAGUAUUAAUUUAUUUUUGUCCAUGUUGUCUGAAGUUAUCACAAUUAGAAUCAGUGGCUAUAUUACUAUAUUUUAAUCCAACUGCAUAAUUGUUACAGGAUUACUUGUUUUAUCUUGUAUUGUUUAAAGUAGAAAGCAUCUGUGUGCAGCCCAUAUGCUGUUGUAACAUGAUAGUACAGAGAUAUAAAGAUAUUUCUAUAUCAUAAUGCACAA
Messenger RNA from Misgurnus anguillicaudatus (oriental weatherfish), 6311 nucleotides. It is a transcript of the gene nfat5b, whose product is annotated as nuclear factor of activated T cells 5b. Gene Ontology annotation, biological process: calcineurin-NFAT signaling cascade; cytokine production; regulation of transcription by RNA polymerase II. Gene Ontology annotation, cellular component: transcription regulator complex. The record is from RefSeq and is a predicted model, not a curated record. NCBI's taxonomy places the organism in Eukaryota, Metazoa, Chordata, Actinopteri, Cypriniformes, Cobitidae. Gene Ontology annotation, molecular function: transcription factor binding; RNA polymerase II cis-regulatory region sequence-specific DNA binding; DNA-binding transcription factor activity, RNA polymerase II-specific.